AUGGACACUCUUGGACCUCGUAUUAUGGUUAAUGUUGGCACUCAAGCUGUAUCAAAUACAGGACUUAAUCCACGCGAUUUAGCUCCAUUGACCAACGACGCAUUUUUGGCCACAUUUACAGGCAAAGCGUCAUUAUCAGCAAGCAAUGGUAUCUCACGACAACAUAACAAUUAUCGUCAAUCGUUUACCACACAAAUGGAACGUGUGACAAUCCGUUCAAAAACACGACCAUCAACAUCAAAUGGCGAUUCAGUCGAACCAGACUCAGCUAUUUUAUCAAUUAUUCGUGGUAAUGGAUGCGACAGUCAACAACAGCAAACAUCUAAUCGACAACUACCAGGCACUCGCAAUCGUCGCCGUUCAUUCAACCAACAACUUUUAGGCGACUGGAACGAUGUACCGUGUUCACCAAAUUAUCGACCAACACAUGAUUUUAACCGUCGUCGUCGCACACGUUCUGGUGGUGCUCAACAACAAAUAAGUGUCGUUGAUCAAAUGGCUGCUCAACCACACAUUCCCUAUGCUAUUUUACCCAAACGUUUCGAACCUAAACAAGUUGCAAAUAACGGCCUUCCAUCUUCAUCACGUCUGCCAACUAACAAUCGCUCUAACAGCAAUCGUCGUCAACGCCACCCAGCAGCACCUCGACGAUCAAAACGCCAACAAGAGUACUAUAAUGAUCAAUGGGAAGAUGAAGAAGAUGAUGACUUAUGGCUUGAACCUAUGCCACCAAUGAUGAUGGACCGACGAUUAUCUCGACGACCAAAUCGAAGCUUCAACCCAUCGGCUCGUUAUUUUGACCCACGUCAACGUUUCGAUAACUUUUAUGAUUCGUAUUCAUAUGGUCCUAUGCCGCGACACGCACCAGUUCCACUUCGUUCCCGUCAGCGUAUGAGUUAUCCAGCUGACGGCUACGUUCCAUUUGAUAUCGUCCCAUCAUACGAUCUCAACGAAUGGCAAGGUCCAUACGCUCGAUCACACCAAGCAUUAUAUUCACAACAACGCAGUGGAGCUCGCUACGGAAAUGGUUUCAUUCGUGAUGAUCAUCGUGUAAAUGGUUCUUCGUCUCGUCAAUCACGAAAUGGCAAACAUACCAAAUCACCAAAAAAUACUAAAGGUCAACAAAAACGUCGCACAUCUCGUCCACGUAAACAACGCAAUCAAAAUUCAAAAACUGAAGGAACACCAAUGACCAGUUCAACUGAAUUAAAAUCAACAAGUGAAACUGAAGUGUGCAGCGAUGAUAAAAAACCAGUCGAAACAACAACAUCAUCAGAAACUGAAUCCAAGCCAUUACCACCACGUGAUCAAGAAAAUAAAGAAAACGAAGGUGAAACAAAAUUGGACUAA
Messenger RNA from Adineta ricciae, 1350 nucleotides. The record is from the annotation of a GenBank genome assembly. Lineage: Eukaryota; Metazoa; Rotifera; Eurotatoria; Adinetida; Adinetidae.